Molecule: messenger RNA, 1662 nt
Organism: Eufriesea mexicana
Lineage: Eukaryota; Metazoa; Arthropoda; Insecta; Hymenoptera; Apidae
Product: dynein regulatory complex subunit 3
Exons: 9
Coding region: 1-1662 (553 amino acids)
Cellular component (GO): cilium
Molecular function (GO): protein binding
Source: RefSeq, a predicted model, not a curated record
AUGGUUCAGGACGACGUUCCGACCAUAUUACAAGAAUUUAUACAACCUCGUGUAAUAAAUCAAGACAUGUUAUUAAAUUUAGUAACUGAACAAGGACCGAAAGAAAUAGCGGGUAAACUCUUUUACGAAGAUGGUAUUGAAUUGAAUGAAACAAAAGAAAUUCGAAUUGAAUUCCUUAAUAUUUUAAAAAUUGAUUAUCUAUGGGUAAUGCCAAAUCUAACAAAAUUAAAAAUAUCCAAUAACAUAAUUGAAAAAAUAGAAAACCUAGAUGUUCUCGUUCAUUUAAAAGAAUUAGAUCUUUCUUUUAAUCAUAUUAAAAUAAUAGAAAACUUGAAUAAUUUAACAAAAUUAGAAAUAUUGCUUCUGUUUAAUAAUGAAAUUAGUGAGGUGGAGAGUAUAAAUAAUUUGUACAAUCUUACAAUUUUUAGUAUUGGUAAUAAUAUUAUAACAAGUUGGAAACAUGUACUGUAUUUAAGAAAAUUUAAAAAGUUACAUAGUUUGAACAUGAGUGGAAAUCCAUGUACUAAAGAAGAAGGAUAUUUAGAUUAUGUAUUUGCAUUUAUACCACAAUUAAUUUAUUAUGAAUACAAAAUGAUACCAAAAGAACAAAGAAAAGAUGCCUUAGAAAAACAUUAUAGGACCUUAAGUAUUUUAGAAGAAGCAGAAAUAAAAGAAGAAAAAGAAUUAUAUGCACAACAAGAAUAUGACACACAAUUAGCUUUUCUUACUACUGCAUAUGUAGAACAUCUUGAUGGAUAUCAUCUCUUUUUUCAAAUGUUUGAAAAUGAUAAAGAGGGAAUAGAUCUAUCUAUGGUAAAUGAAGACACACAAAAUGCUUAUGAAGAAUAUAAAAUAAAUUUUUCUACUAUAUGUAAAGAAAUUUGUGAAAUAGGUUUAAAAGAACAUGAUAAACGUAUAAAUGAAAUAAAUACAUUUGAUAAUGCUGUAAAUGAGGGUAAAGGUAGUUCACAAAAUCUAGGCAGAAUAAUUGUAAAUGAAAUUCUGCAAAAGAAAACUAACAUUUUAGCUAAUGUUAAACAAUUAUUAAAAAAAUUAGUUGGAGAUGUAGACACUGCUACAUUAGAAGAUAUAACUCAAAAAGCACAACAACUUUCUGAAGAAUUUAAUGAUAUAGUAACUGAUGCAUGGACAAGAUUGAUGUCCAUUGAAGUAGAUCUACAUGAACAAAUAGAGGAUAUAAAUGAAGUAUUUAGAAUUAAUAUCUCUGAUAUGGUGGAUUCUUUUCUAACAAUUGCACGAGGAUAUUUUUCACAAUUACGUAAUUGUGAAGCAGAGUAUAAUGACACUAUUAAUGGAUUAAUUUUGUACUAUCUUAGUGGUUUUGGGAAUGAUACAAAAAUACCACGUCAUUUAUUGAAUUUAUGUGAAGAUAAAGACAUGUUAAAUUACAAUCUUAAUAAUUCUCAUGAAAAACAUUUACAAGUAAUUGAUGCUCGAGAGGAUAUUAUGUUAACUCGAUUAAAAACUUGGCUCGAAGAAUAUAUAGAACAAAUAAGAAAAUAUGAGAGUGAAAGAAAUAGUCAACAAAUAUUAGAAAUAUCACAUUUUGCUGAUUCUCAACAACAAGAGCUUUUGCAACUGUUACAACAAUUAAAUCCAAAUGUUAAUGAUUCAGAAAUUAUAUUAGCACUUGAUACGUAA